This is a messenger RNA of Miscanthus lutarioriparius, 1206 nucleotides long. NCBI's taxonomy places the organism in Eukaryota, Viridiplantae, Streptophyta, Magnoliopsida, Poales, Poaceae. The record is from the annotation of a GenBank genome assembly.
AUGGCGUCGUGGUCGUCGCCCCCAGCCGCCGCCGCCGCCUCCUCCUCGGGCGCCCGAUUCGGCCCCUUCCCGAGCCGAGCGCAGCGGCUCGUGCCGUAUCCGUCGCUCGCCCGCGGAGCCCCCGCCUCGACGCUCGUCCUCAGGCCCCAGCCCCACCCGGACGGCCGUGGCCAUGGCCUCCUCGCGCACACCGGAUCCUCUCCCUCCUCGCGGUGCCGCGCCGUCGCCGCCGAGGUCGAGGGCCUCAACAUCGCCGACAACGUCACCCAGCUCAUCGGCAAGACACCAAUGGUGUAUCUCAACAAGGUUGUCAAGGGCUCCGUCGCCAAUGUUGCUGCUAAGCUCGAGAUUAUGGAGCCCUGUUGUAGCGUCAAGGACAGGAUAGGGUACAGUAUGAUAAACGAUGCUGAACAGAAGGGCUUGAUUACUCCUGGAAAGAGUGUUUUGGUGGAAGCCACAAGUGGAAAUACAGGCAUUGGUCUUGCCUUUAUUGCUGCUUCCAAAGGAUAUAAGUUGAUAUUAACAAUGCCUUCAUCAAUGAGCAUGGAGAGGAGAGUCUUACUCAGAGCUUUUGGUGCUGAACUUGUCCUUACUGAUGCUGCAAAAGGGAUGAAAGGGGCCGUAGAUAAGGCUACAGAGAUUUUAAAUAAGACACCCAAUUCUUACAUGCUUCAACAGUUUGAUAACCCUGCCAACCCUAAGGUACAUUAUGAGACUACUGGUCCAGAGAUCUGGGAGGAUUCAAAGGGGAAGGUGGAUAUAUUCAUUGGUGGAAUUGGAACAGGGGGGACAAUAUCUGGUGCUGGCCGUUUCCUAAAGGAGAAAAAUCCUGGAAUUAAGGUUAUUGGUAUUGAGCCUUCUGAAAGCAACAUACUCUCUGGCGGAAAACCUGGUCCACAUAAGAUUCAGGGAAUUGGGGCAGGAUUUGUUCCAAGUAACUUGGAUAGCGAUAUUCUUGAUGAAGUAAUUGAGAUAUCAAGUGAUGAAGCUGUUGAGACAGCAAAACAGCUGGCUGUUCAGGAAGGAUUACUGGUUGGAAUCUCCUCUGGAGCAGCUGCCGCCGCUGCCAUAAAGGUUGCCAAAAGACCAGAAAAUGCUGGAAAGUUGAUAGUGGUUGUGUUUCCGAGCUUUGGCGAGAGGUACCUUUCAACUGUCCUCUAUCAGUCCAUAAGAGAAGAAUGCGAGAACAUGCAGCCUGAGCCAUGA